This is a messenger RNA of Sitophilus oryzae (rice weevil), 2282 nucleotides long. RefSeq names its product serine/threonine-protein phosphatase 4 regulatory subunit 2 (gene PPP4R2r). The coding region runs from base 227 to 1987 and encodes 586 amino acids. Gene Ontology annotation, biological process: protein dephosphorylation. The record is from RefSeq and is a predicted model, not a curated record. Lineage: Eukaryota; Metazoa; Arthropoda; Insecta; Coleoptera; Curculionidae. Gene Ontology annotation, cellular component: protein phosphatase 4 complex; cytoplasm; nucleus. The transcript is spliced from 2 exons. Gene Ontology annotation, molecular function: protein phosphatase regulator activity.
GGCCCUGUCCUAUAUUAUUACUUCAAAAAAAACUACUAAAUCAUAUAUAAAGAAGGAUCAUAUAUAAAUUCUAGAAACAACUUUCGUAGGCAGCGCAGCAUACGCUUAGGAAUCUAAAAAGAAGAAGUGACUGACAAGUGACAAUUGACAGUUGAAAGUCCAACAGAUGACAACGCUAGAGUUUGUUUAGUGUUUUGUGGAAAAUUUGUUGUAAUUUGGCUAAAUCAUGGAAAAUCCCGAAGAAAUUUUGCACAGCUUAGAGGAAUUUGCUAAAUUAAAAUCAAAAGAUAUUCCCAGAGAGUUAGAGGAAUAUCUGAAAUUUGUGGCGAAAACGGGAGACCCAAUUUACCAAUGGCCCGCUAUAAAAAGUCUAUUUCGUGAAAAACUAAUCAACGUGAUCACCGAAUUUUACGAAUCUUGUGCUUCCAUGGAGAUCCCACCUUGCCCAAAUGUAGAUAUAUUUAAUUAUGAUCUUAUGAAAAGUUUUAUCUUAGACAAACUAGACACAUUUUCUUCGGCUCCUUUUACGCUGCAAAGAAUUUGCGAGUUACUAACGAGCCCCCGAAAGGAAUAUACUAGAAUCGAUAAAUAUAUGCGGGCUUUAGAGAAAAACAUAUUGGUUGUGAGUACAAUGGAACCUGGCGGCCGUAGAACUGAGAACGGUGAGGGGAUUAUGAAUGGGAUCGAGUCUGACCACGACCACGUCCCCGAACCCGUUAGCGAAAUUAACGUCGAAGAAAUGGAUAAAAAUAUUUAUAUUAACUACCACGAAGAAGCAAUAAAUAAUCAAUUACCGUUUCAACAAGAAGUAGACAAAAUAUACCUAGACGAUUCUAGAGAGAAAUUAAACAAUACUUAUGCCUAUACGUCUCUUUCAAAGGAUGUACUUUCAGAACCUACAUUUGUAAUGAGCACAAGCAGAGAGGAGGACACAAAAAAUACUCUCGAUUCUUCGCAAUCGUCAAAUAUGCUUCCAUUUCCUGCAGCCGAAGGUGAUUGUAAUGCCGAAGCUCCCGUGUUUCCCUCAAACAUACUGUCUACCUCAGUACCCGAUUUUGUAAUGAGCACUUCUAGAGAAACGUAUACGAGCAAACAAGUUACUGUUACUUCUGAAGCAUCUACUUCCAGUCAAGACGUUGUAUGCGUCCAAUAUGUUUCAAUUGGACCUCUGUCACCACAAAACGUGCAUCAAAAUCCAAGCUUUGUUGAAGAUGUUUCUGUAACUAUCACCGGUGUUAACGUCGAAAAACUUUCGGAAAUACAGGAGUCAAAAACUGGAGAAAAAACAGAAGAUGAAGCCGAGAUUAAUCAAGAGAGUCAUGAAGAAAACGAGACUGAAUACAGUGUUAAAAUGGAUAUUCAACCAGCCGAAGCUACACCCAGCGACAGUAGUAAUGCAGACAGUUGUGAAACAUCGAAAAGCACCCCACAAGAAAAUGUAAAGAUUCAACAUGAGAAAGAAAUAUCUGAAACAAGUAUUACAUGUUCUGAAGUUAUUCCAAACCAGUCAGGUGACUUGAAUGAAGUGUCUAAUAGUCAAGAAAAUCAUGAAAAAAUUGAUAUGGACGACAGACCAGGAUCCCUUGUUGAGGAUGGCUUGGGAACAGUUGACUCGACCACAGCUUGUGAGACUAAAUUUACAGAAACAUCCAGUGAUGCCAAGGCGAUUUUAGAUUCACAAGUUGCUGAUCUAAUUCCGGUUGAGUCAUCAGUAAAAGAAGAAGACAGCAAAUUAGAGGCAGAUAGUUCUACUAUUUGUAAACCUCCAGUUGAUACAGAAAGUGAAGCCAGUACGAGUCACAUUGAUACUGAAUCGGAAGAAAAAUCUAAAAGUCCAGAGCAUUCCACUGAACAUUGUCCGGUUGAAGUUGAGAAAGUUUCUUCUCUAAUAGACAGUAAACCUACGUCCAUGGACACUGAGGCAAGUUUGAUUGAAACAGAAACAAUGCAGCUAGAAGAGGCCGAAUCUUCACAUACUGUAGAUUAAUUUCUUUCGGUUUAAAUAAAUUGUGGAAUUGAUUUUAUUGUCUAUAUUGGUUUCGACAAGGAGGAAAAAACUAGAAAAAUUAAAUCCUAUUUUAAGUUUAAUUUCUUGCAAAAGCAAAUGUAUUGACCAUUUUGUUUUAGAGUGAUCAACAAUAUUUAGCAAAGUAAGGUGUUUCUUAGUAAGUGAUAUUUCAUAACCUAGAUAAGAUUCCAUACUAUGUAAACAUUACCAUACUAUAUAGUAUUUUUCAUAAUUAUUGUCUUUAUUUACCAAUAAAAUAGAUUUUUGUGAUAAA